Molecule: messenger RNA, 810 nt
Organism: Saprolegnia parasitica CBS 223.65
Lineage: Eukaryota; Oomycota; Saprolegniomycetes; Saprolegniales; Saprolegniaceae
Exons: 2
Coding region: 1-810 (269 amino acids)
Source: RefSeq, a predicted model, not a curated record
AUGGCCACGACUCAGAAGGAGCUCGGUCAAAUGGACCUCCAGGAGCGCGUCUCCUACAUCCAGUCGGCGACCAAGGACAAGGAUGUCGAUGGCGACUACGCCGACGCCAAGACGCCCGGUGAGCUCGAGGACGGCGCACUCGUCGCCGGUGGUGCGCUUUCGCUCGUCUCCCGUGAGGCCCUCGCGCUCUUCUCGCAGUACUUUGCCAUCGGCAUUCUCUACGGCAUGCUGCCCGGCAUGCAGUACUCGGUCUUUCAGAACUACUUGAAGAUGGAAGGCUACCAAGUGUCGGCCUACGGUUGGUUCUUCACGGGCGUCCCGCUUGCCGACAACGUCCCCGCUGGUAUCCGCUUCAUCGUGGCCACCUACUGCGCCGUCGAGAUCGCCGACAUUGGUAACGAGGGUGCCACUUACGGUCUCGUGACGACGAUCUCGAACCUCGCGUCACCGUUCGCGUCGGUCAUCUACAAGCUCAUCGACUCGUACUUUGAUGUGUCCAUGGACCAGAUGGCGGAAGAUGACAACCACGUCCGCUGGGAGGUCACGUACUGCUACUUCAUCUCGUAUGCGUGCAAGCUGGCGGCGCUUGGCUGGCUCUUCCUCCUCCCGCCGCAGAAGGAAGCCAUGCAAGAGCUGAAGAAGCGUGGCCAGACGAGCAAGCUUGCGGGUGCGCUCCUCGUCGCGAUUUUCUUCAUUGCGCUGACGUUUUCGGUCACGACCAACUUUAUGUCUGUGUACCCGUCGACCAAGUGCUACCGCAUUGCCGGCGGCAAGGGUACGGUCAACGGCUCGUGCCCGAUCAAGAAGUAA